AUGGCCGACAUUCCGGGAGGAAACGUCUGUCCAUGGCUUCAGGAUCUGCCCGAGUCUUUCGAAUGUUGGCCCGCACCGGUUGCAUGCUCUCACGGAGACCAGCAACUGACACCUGCCAUAACCCCAAGUGAUAUUGACAGAACCGACGACUCAGCAAGCCCGAAAAAAAGGCCUCGUCAUCACGGGGAAGAUGUUGAACUCACUCCGCGUCCUCCACGGCGCAGCGUGAGGGCGUCUUCCUCUACUUCCACCAGUUCGCGUUCACCUUCGCCGCUAAAAAGACAACUCAUGACGCUACGCCUCGAUGAACACGGUCUUGUAUUCCGGCAGCUUCAGAUCGAUAAGCCGCCGCCUAUCCCCGCCGCUGUUGAUCUGUUCUCUGACCUUGGCGACAUUGGCAACGGCAUAGAGAUCCUUCCCGAAGAUCUGCGUGUAUCUAUUACCAACGGCCUAUCGAUCCGCGGGCCAACUGCUCGCGCGUGGAGAUACUCUUUCAAGACAGAUGAUUCACGUAAUUUACCUGGCCGUGUCCCUUCAACGCAAGCUAUUAUUCUCGUGUCUGAGUGGGCCAAGAGGUGCCAUGAAGCUGAACACGAGGAGGCGGCUUGGGGUGAGGAAGUCCACCAUCGACUGUUGGAAGCCAUAUUCCGAGAUUCGGGCACAUCGAAGGGGGAUAAAUUCGAUUUCACAUCAUGCCAAACUGCUCGACCACAUCAAAGAUGGCUCCUCCAAUCUGGGAGAGCCAACAUGAUUGAUAAGUGCAUAUAUUAUGACACUAGCGAGGAUAUCGGCUACGCACAGGCACUUCGAGAGCUCGCCCGGCACACACCGACCUUGACCGUCAACCACACAGAUUUUAUGCCUCUACAGCUGCAGAUAAUAGUAGUCAGUAUUGAAGCCAAGAAAAGAGGAGGAAGGCCAGAUGCGAAACUGCAAAUGGGCACUUGGCAUGCCGCUCAAUGGGCCUUCCUGCGAUGGGCUGUCCUCGCGGCGCUGCAACGUAGUAAGCCUGAUGAGGAUCCAUCCUUGCUGGAACAGCAAGCCGAUGAGAAUCUCUCGCAACUUCCGUUCCUCGUAGGUAUCAUUGUCGAAGGUCAUUCGUGGGCAUUCGCUCUAUCAACACGCGAAGAAUCAAAGACUAUUCUCUGGGAGGAUCACCGUUUUGGGACGACGGAGAACCACCUUGGCAUUUACAAUCGAGCUGUUUAA
Molecule: messenger RNA, 1209 nt
Organism: Metarhizium acridum CQMa 102
Lineage: Eukaryota; Fungi; Ascomycota; Sordariomycetes; Hypocreales; Clavicipitaceae
Source: RefSeq, a predicted model, not a curated record